Molecule: messenger RNA, 3313 nt
Organism: Penaeus vannamei (Pacific white shrimp)
Lineage: Eukaryota; Metazoa; Arthropoda; Malacostraca; Decapoda; Penaeidae
Source: RefSeq, a predicted model, not a curated record
AGUCUUCGCCCAGCGUUGGAGGGAGGAAGAGCUGGAGACGCUCGCGAGCUGUGAAAAUUCAUGAAUGAGUUCAAGCUUAGUGAGUGUAUUAUCAUCACAUGAACACUAGCAAGAAAGGAAGUUGCUAAGAUUACCAACAUGGCUACCGCAUCUAAAGGAAAUAUUAUUUCGCGAAUCAAUUUUUGCAUAGUAAAUGGACUUGAAAAAGCAUUUUACAAUUAUGGUGUUCUUAUUGCUCGUCAUCCUGCAGUAUUCAUGUGUAUAUGCUUGAGUUUGACUGCAGUAUGCUCCAUUGGUCUCAUGAAAUUUAGGGUGGAAGAACGACCCUUUAAAUUAUGGAUUCCACAAGACUCAGACUUUAUCAAAGUAAUGGAGUGGCAAAAGGAUAAUUUCCCAGCACAUUUUCGAAUACAAAUGGCAGUUUAUGAAGCAGAAAAUGUGUUACAUAAAGAUGUCCUUCUGGAGAUGCUAAGAGUCCAUGAAGCUGUUGUGAACACAUCAACAGAAGAUGCAACUUGGCAGUCCGUGUGUGCCAAGAUGCCAACUAUAACAGAAAAUUGGUUUGGCAGAAAGAGAAAAAGAAGGAGUCUCAGGAAGGAGAAUAUUUCUGGUGUUGAAACUGUUCCUGUAAUAUCUUCAAGAGCUAAACGAGAAGACAGUGGACUGUUUGAUUGGAGUACCUUUUUAGGUAGAGAUACUUACUGUGGUUUUCUUGACAGCAUACCUCUUGAAUGCAUGGAGCAUAGCAUUCUCGAGAUCUGGGGAUAUGAUCGUGAUUUAUUAACUGAUCUUACCCAGGAGGAGAUAAUUUAUGAUGUUAAUAAUGUAGACACAAGUGCUGUGUUUGGUUUUCCAGUCAAUUUCUCUCAGUAUCUUGGAGGAGUAGAAUUUGAUGCCUCAGGCCAGAUUAUCAAGGCAAGAGCUUCUAGGCAGACCUGGAUCACAGAAGUUAACAUGACUGCUAUACAAGCUGGAGAUUUUGUAGAUGAUACAGGAACUGGUACAGAGGUAGAUACUGAAAGUUUCCAGUGGGAGAAGGAGCUGGUAAUGGUUGUUUUGGACGAAACAGAGAGACCAAAGAAUAUAUCUUUGUACUUUAUGGCAUCGGCAAGUUUUGGAAUGAUUGCUGGAGAUACAAUCAUAGGAGAUGUGCAGUACUUAGCUGUUGGCUUUGGUGUAGUCUUUAUAUAUGUCCAAAUAAUGCUUGGGAAAUUUAACUUUGUGGAACAGAGACCUUUACUCUCUUUAAUGGGUUUAAACUGUGUAGGAAUGUCUGUGUUUAUGUCCUAUGGCAUUUGUUCAGCAUUUGAUGUCCCAUUUGGCCCAGUUAAUAAUGUGCUGCCCUUCCUUCUCCUUGGCCUUGGAAUUGAUGAUAUGUUUGUCAUCAUGCAAGCUUGGAAUAAUCUCACACCAAAGGAGAAAAAGAAAGAGUUACCUGAAAGAAUAGGGCUUGCUCUCAAGCAUGCUGGUGUUUCCAUCACAGUUACAUCAGUAACUGAUUUUGCAGCAUUUGCCAUUGGCAGUGGGACAGUUUUGCCAGCACUUAGAUCCUUUUGUAUUUUUGCUGCAGUAGGUAUUGCUGCUGUCUAUUUCUUUCAGGCUACAUUUUUUGUUGCCUGGUUUUCUCUUGAUCAGAAGCGAUUGGAAGACAAUCGACAUGGGCUUAUCUGGUGUUGGAAAUUACAGAAUUGGUCUCCUAAUAAGUGCAGUCAAAGGGAUCUCUGUCAGACAUUCUUUAGUGAUGUAUAUGCCAAGUACCUCUUGAAACUGCCUUGCAAGGUGUUGGUACUUUUUGUAACUUUUGCCCUCUUGGCAGUUUCUGGAUGGGGCCUGUCAAACUUGCGCCAGGAGUUUAAUCCAGUUUGGUUCCUUCCUCAGAAUUCUUAUCUCUUCAAGUUUUUAAUGAAGCAGGAGUAUUACUACCCAACUUCAGGUGAACUUGGUACAAUAUACUUUGGUCAUAUGAACUACUUGGAGGAACUGCCCAAAAUUGAUAAAUUGAUGAUUGCAAUGCAGGAGAAUGAAGACAUAAGUGAAAUAGAUAGUUGGUAUUUGAGUUAUAAGAAAUACUGGGAAAAGCAAGGUUAUGAAGUGCCAGACCCAGAGGAAACCCAAGAGGAAUUUUUAGAUCAGUUGUCAAUGUUUUUACAUUCCCCAAGUGGAUCAAAAUAUCAAGCAAAGAACUUCAACUUUGAUGGUAAAGUGAACUGUACUGAUCCAGCUCCACCUAUUUUAGCUUCUAGCAUAGACUUCAAGCAUCGACCAUUGUCUCUCUCUCGAGAAAAAAUCAAAGCCAUGGAUGAUUUGAAGGCUAUUGUUAAUAGUAUGAAUUUUAGUGGAUUUGUAGAACCAUAUUCAAGAAUUUACAGUGGAUGGGAAACUGAUAAAAUUAUUGAAAAAGAGCUGUACCAGAAUAUGGGACUUGCUAUGGCUGUAGUGUUCCUUGUGACACUUAUUCUAAUUGCCAACCUUGUAACUAGUUUGAUGGUGCUUCUUUGUGUGAUAAUGACUUUGAUUGAUGUAGGAGCAUUAAUGCAUUGGUGGGGCCUCACUAUCGACACAGUGUCUUGUAUUGACAUUGUGUUAGCAAUUGGACUAUGUGUAGACUAUGCUGCACAUAUUGGCCAUACAUUUAUGACUCAGACUGGCACAAGGGAUGAACGAGCUAGACUCACCGUAGCCAAAAUUGGACCAGCUGUUCUGAAUGGAGGCUUCAGCACUUUCCUGGCAUUCGUAUUCUUAGCAAACUCAGAUUCUCACGUUUUCAUGACAUUUUUCAAGAUAUUUUUUGCCGUUGUUUUGUAUGGACUCCUUCAUGGUCUUGUAUUUUUGCCUGUUCUAUUAUCCCUUAUUGGGCCAGCUUCCUAUCCCAAAGAAAAGGAUGAUGAAGAGCCAGCAGAUGGUGAAGAGUCGUGUCCAUUCACCCCCCAGAGGAAAUCUGAAGAAAAAAAUGAAGAGCAAGACCAUUCCACUAAUUUGUUAGACAAUGAUACAGAUCUGAAGAAUGACCCAAAGAGUGGUAAGUGCCAAGAAACAGUAAGUCUAAGAAUGUCAGAGAAUAGCAAUGACAAAAGUAGUCUUUGUGUGGGGGAGCCAAGUGUACAAAUAGUGUGUAGUCGUACUUAGUGUGAUCUUUCCUUAUUAUUGUUAUUAAUGCAGAUAGCGCCUGUACAUAUCUGUAUGCUUGAAUUGAUAAAGUCAUUAAAGCCUUGUCUGUCUGUUUUUUUUUUCUUUCUUUCUUUUAUUUUAUUUAUUUUAUUUUUUUCUUUCUUUUUUCUUUCUUUUUUCUUUUUCUUUUUUCCUUUUCUUUUUC